Ornithorhynchus anatinus (platypus) is the source of this 1215-nucleotide messenger RNA. RefSeq names its product junctional adhesion molecule 2 (gene JAM2). Lineage: Eukaryota; Metazoa; Chordata; Mammalia; Monotremata; Ornithorhynchidae. The transcript has 10 exons. The coding region runs from base 216 to 1127 and encodes 303 amino acids. Gene Ontology annotation, biological process: leukocyte tethering or rolling. The record is from RefSeq and is a predicted model, not a curated record. Gene Ontology annotation, cellular component: cell surface; tight junction; protein complex involved in cell adhesion.
GCCCCCUCCUCCCCUUCCUUCCCGGCUCCGGCCCCUCCCCCGGGCGGCGCGUCCGGACUCCGUGCCGGACCCGAAGUCCACUCCUCCGCCUCGGGACCUCCGGCGAGGCCCCCCGUCCCUCGCCCUCCACCGCCUCCCCGCCCCGGACCGGCUCGGACCGGCGCCCCGCCCGCCCAGCCACCGGUCCUCCGGUCGCAGGACCGUCCCGGGAAGAGAUGGGGGCGGGCAGGAGCCCCGUCGGCCCGCUCUUCCCGCCGCUGCGCUGCCUGGCGGUGGCGGCCCUGGUCCUGGGCUGUCCCGGGGCCCGCGGACUGCCCGAGGAGGAAGAGCCCAGGGACGUAGUUACCGUCAUGGAAUUCCAAGAGGCGAUCUUAGGGUGCAAGGCCCCGAGGAAGACGGCGGCCUCCAGGUUGGAGUGGAAGAAGCUGGGACGCGGCCUCUCCUUCGUCUACUACCAAGAGGCGCUUCAAGGGGAUUUCCGGUCCCGGGCGGAGAUGAUCGGCCCCGACAUCCGGAUCAAGAACGUCAGCCGGGGGGACGCCGGUCGCUACCGCUGUGAGGUCAGCGCGCCCUCGGACCGCGGACGGCACCUCCAGGAGCAGUCCCUCCUCCUCCGAGUGCUCGUGGCCCCGGCCGUGCCGGGAUGCCAGGUGCCCAGCUCGGCCCCGAGCGGGACCGUCGUGGAGCUGAGGUGCCGAGAGGAAGAGGGCUUCCCCGCGUCCGAGUACUCCUGGUUCCGGGACGGGGCGCGGCUGCCGGACGGCCCCACGGGGCGCCUCGCCGUCACCAACAGCUCCUACACGCUCGACCGCGAGUCGGGGACCCUGCAGUUCGACGCCGUCUCGACGCUGGACAGCGGGGUGUACGUCUGCGAGGCCCGCAACGCCGUCGGAUCGCGCAGCUGCCCGGGGAAGAUGAUGCGAGUCGACGACCUCAACGUGGGUGGAAUCGUGUCGGCGGCCCUGGUCGCGAUCUCGGCCACGGCGUCGUGCGGGCUGGGCGUCCGCUACGCGCAGAAGAGGGGAUACCUCUCCAAACGAAGCUCGCUCCAGAGGGACGGCCCGGACUCGAAAGCCGCUCCCGGGAACGAAAGCGAUUUCAGACACACCAGAUCCUUCGUCAUUUAGAAGCCCCCGCGAGAGGCCCCCAAGAGGAGACCCCCCGCCCCAGCCCCCCCGCUCACCCGAGUGCGCCGGGCCACUUCCGGAGCCGGUC